GUGCUGAGGAUCCCGGGGGCCGAGCAGCCGUGAUGACCCCCGAGAAGGUGCUGAGGGAGGGCGUGCUGGAGAAGCGGAGCGGGGGGCUGCUGCAGCUCUGGAAGAAGAAGCGGUGCCUGCUGACGGAGAAGGGGCUGCAGCUCUUCGAGCCCAAGGGCUCGCGGCGCAAGGAGCUGAGCUUCGCCCGCAUGAAGGCCGUGGAGUGCGUGGAGUGGAAGGAGCGGCACAUUUACUUCACGGUGGUGAUGGACGACAGCCUCGAGAUCGACUUCCGCUGCGCCCAGGAGGACCCGGGCUGGAACGCCGAGAUCACCAUGGGGCUCGUGCGCUUCAAGAACCAGCAGGCGAUGCAGGAGUGGUGCAGCUGGAUGCAGCCCCGGUGGGACAGCCCAGGGAAUCGCAGCUUCCCAGGAGUCGGAUGCAGAUGGCCCUCGGCUCGGCAGGUGCUGGGGAGAACGGGAUCCCUGCGGGCAAGUGAGGUCACCACUGUGCAGCCCGGGGACGAGGACAGUGGCCCCGGGGAGGCCGGUGCUGGCGCUGGCUCCCCCCUUGCCGGGGCAGGACAGAGGCACCGCAAGAGCUGGGCUGGCACAACCACCUCCCCUUGGCACAGCAGGGCAGAGGACACAGGCAGGGCCACCACCUGGCACUUCAGACAAGGCAGGAGGUGACAUCCCUGCCUGGGGCCCCACCACCAUUCAUUCAGCUGACAUGUGCAGGACCUUGGCGCACUGGUGGGGACCCCAGGCCUCUCCUGCAGGACAGGGGAUGGAUGAGGCUGUGCCUGGAGGAUCCGUGCCACAGGGAGCUCUGCCUGUGUGACAGUGACACUGGGACAGAUGGAUGUGGAUGGGUCCCAAUUUUAAAAAGAGGCUGGAAAGCUGCUGCUGCAGCAGGGCACUGAAAUGAUGGUGUGGUGACACAGCCAUGCUGCUGGACAUUGUCUCACCCUGGGAUGUCCUUGGGCUAUUGGGAAAUGCUGGGGACCCCAGUACCUGUACCAAAAGUGUUCCUUAACAGGACUUUCAGCUUCUUACCCUGGUGUUGCUUUGAUUUGUGGGACCCCACAGGGCACGGGAGAGCACAAAUCCUGCAGAGAGCUUUGCCAGUCAUGACCCCUAAACCAGCAUCUCCCAGUUGGGCUCCAAAGCCCCCCAGUAGCACCCCGAGGCUCCCUGAUCACCAGUCCCGCUGCACCCGUGUCCCCAGGGAUUCCCACGGUGGUUUGUGUGCCGGUGAUGCGGGAGCAGCGCUCUGGCUCUGCAGCAGGGAGGGAUGGCCCUGCCCCGACAGGCAGCGCAGACAGCAGUGCCUGGAGCCAGCAGCGCGCUCCGCAAGCCGGAGCCUGAGCCCAGCCCGGGGCCGGAGGCGCUGCGGAUCCUGCCGGAGAUUUCCAUCCGCAUGGGAACCACGGAGUGCGGUGUCCUUAUUGCCCGGGCCAGGCAGCCUGCACCCCAGUCUGCACGCCAGCCUGUACCCCUGCACCCCAGCCUGUACCCCAGUCUGCACGCCAGCCUGU
Messenger RNA from Motacilla alba alba, 1519 nucleotides. RefSeq names its product pleckstrin homology like domain family A member 3 (gene PHLDA3). NCBI's taxonomy places the organism in Eukaryota, Metazoa, Chordata, Aves, Passeriformes, Motacillidae. Gene Ontology annotation, molecular function: phosphatidylinositol phosphate binding. Gene Ontology annotation, cellular component: plasma membrane. The record is from RefSeq and is a predicted model, not a curated record. Gene Ontology annotation, biological process: positive regulation of apoptotic process; intrinsic apoptotic signaling pathway in response to DNA damage by p53 class mediator; negative regulation of phosphatidylinositol 3-kinase/protein kinase B signal transduction. The transcript is spliced from 2 exons. The coding region runs from base 33 to 671 and encodes 212 amino acids.